This is a messenger RNA of Fundulus heteroclitus (mummichog), 5374 nucleotides long. RefSeq names its product inactive dipeptidyl peptidase 10. The transcript has 26 exons. The record is from RefSeq and is a predicted model, not a curated record. NCBI's taxonomy places the organism in Eukaryota, Metazoa, Chordata, Actinopteri, Cyprinodontiformes, Fundulidae. Gene Ontology annotation, molecular function: dipeptidyl-peptidase activity; serine-type peptidase activity. Gene Ontology annotation, biological process: proteolysis. The coding region runs from base 343 to 2730 and encodes 795 amino acids.
GCAUCCUCCAGAAUCUCUGGCAGACCACAGCAGCACCUCCUCUGCGAUGUGACAACAUCUCCAUCGCUUCUGUCGCUUCCACAACCAGCGCGUCUCAAACUCUCCUCCUUUUCCCGGAGGGGGUUCUGCAGCGGUUCUACAGCAGUUCUGCAGCGGUUCUGCUCCGGUCCUGCUCCGAUUCUGCAGCGGUUCGGCACCGGCUUCUCCUCCUCAGCUCCGCGCACAUCUCCAGUCGUGACAGAACCGUCGCUCCUGUUUAACAUUCCGCGGCUGAACUGGGUCCGGUUCUGCGCGGGUUCUGGGAACAAGGAUUGGACCAAGUUUAAAGAGAGGAGCCUGACCAUGACAGCCACGAAGGAGCAGCAGAACCAGAGACCGAACCAGCCGCAGCAGGACGAGGACCUGGGCGGGGUCAGUCCUCCUCAGAGGAACUGGAAGGGCAUCGCCAUCGCCCUGCUGGUCAUCCUGGUGGUCUGCUCCCUCAUCACCAUGUCAGUCAUCCUCCUCACACCAGCCGACAGCCAAGCUGGAAGCGACGCCAAGCUGACCGUGGAGGAUUUGUUCAAACCUGAGUUCAAGGUGCACGACCCGGAGGCCAAAUGGAUCAACGAUUCUGAAGUCAUCUACAGGAACAGCGACGGCCACGUCAUCAAGUUCAACCUUCUGACCAACGAGACGGAGAUCAUCCUGACCAACACCACCUUUGUGAACUUCAACGUGGCCAAGUACUCGGUGUCUCCUGAUCUGAAAUAUGUGCUCUUCGCCUACGAUGUCAAACAGGUUUACCGCCACUCCUACAUGGCCUCCUACAGCAUCUACAACAUCCACACACGGGAGGUCUGGGAGCUGGACCCUCCAGAGGUGGUGAACUCAGUCCUGCAGUACGCUGCGUGGGGAGUCUCUGGCCAACAACUGCUCUACAUAUUUGAAAACAACAUCUACUACCGCUCUCACGUGAAGAGCAACUCCCUGCGGCUGACGUCUUCAGGAAAGGAAGGCGUGAUCUUCAACGGCCUCGCUGAUUGGCUGUAUGAAGAGGAGAUCCUGCAGAACCACGUGGCCCACUGGUGGUCUCCUGAUGGCGAGAGGUUGGCCUUCCUGGUCCUCAACGACACUCAGGUCCCCAUCAUGGUUUUACCUCGCUUCACCGGCACAACGUACCCAAAACAGAAGCAGUACCGCUACCCCAAGGCCGGCCAGCCCAACCCGGUGGUGAAGCUCUUCGUCGUGAACAUUUACGGGCCGACCCACACGCUGGAGCUGAUGCCUCCAGAGACGCUGAAGCUGCGGGAACAUUAUGUGACCAUGGUGAAGUGGAUCAGCAAGACCAGGACGGCGGUGCGCUGGCUGAACCGGGCCCAGAACGUCUCCAUCCUGACCGUGUGUGACACCACCACCGGAGCCUGCGUUACGAGACACGAGGAAAGCUCCGAGCUCUGGCUCUCCAAGCAGAACCAGGAACCCGUGUUCUCCAAGGACGGGAACCGAUUCUUUCUGACGGUGCCGGUGAAACAGGGAGGACGGGGAGAGUUUCAUCACAUCGCCAUGUUCACCACACAGUUCAGAGCGGAUCAGAACGAGGUGCGACACCUGACCUCAGGUAACUGGGAGGUGACCCGGAUCCUGGCCUACGACGAGAACACCGAUGACCUUUAUUUCCUGAGUACAGAGGGGUCGCCACGAAGACGGCAGCUUUACAGCGUUAAAACUGUGGGUCUGUUCCCACGAAGGUGUCUCACCUGUGAGCUCAGCAAAGCCCACUGCCUGUACUUCAGCGCCGACAUCAGCCCGUCCACCCAGCACGUUCUGCUCCACUGCAAAGGUCCAGGAGCGCCGACCGUCAUCUUACACAGCCUCAAUAACUCAAAUUACUACAUCCUGGAGAACAACUCGCUGCUGAAGGCGGUUCUGAAGUACAAGCGGAUCCAGCUGACGGACUACAGAACCGUUCCAGUAGAACACUUUGAUCUACCGCUGCAGAUUUCUUAUCCGCUGGACUUCUCAGAGUCCCGUCACUACGGCCUGCUGCUGAUGAUUGACAGCGCCCCCGGUGGCCAGGCUGUGAGCGACCGCUUCUCUCUGGGCUGGGACUCGGUGCUGGUGAGUUCUGACAGCGUCAUCGUGGCCCGCCUGGACGGCCGGGGCAGCGGCUUCCAGGGCCAGAGGAUCCUGCAGGAAGUCCAUCAGAGGCUGGGGACGGUGGACGUCCAGGACCAGAUCGCCGCGGUGGAAUACAUGAUGAAGUUUCCGUACAUAGACCGGACACGGAUAGCCGUGUUUGGAAAGGGUUACGGAGCCUACCUGACGCUGAUGAUGCUCAGGUCCACUGACGGCCUCUUCAAAUGCGCCGGCGCCGUUUCGCCGGUGACAGACUGGAAACUCUACGCGUCGGCGUUCUCUGAGCGCUACCUGGGCAUGCCGUUACGGGACGACAGCAGGUACCAGUUCUCCAGCCUGCUGCAGAACGCCCAGGCUCUCCGGGAGCAGACGCUGAUGCUGGUGCACGCCACAGCAGACGCCAACAUUCACUUCCAGCACACUGCUGAGCUCGUCAAGAACCUGGUGAAAGUGGGAGCCAACUACUCCAUGCAGAUCUACCCUGACGAAGGCCACUUCCUGUCGCUGCCCAGCCGCCAGCACCUGUUCGCCACGCUGAGCAGCUUCUACAGGGAGUGUCUAAAGGAGGAGCUGCAGCCGCUGCCCGACGAAGAGGAGGAGGAGGAGGAGUAAGCGUUCCCUGAAUCCCUCCAAGCCUCCAGAGUUUGGACCGCGUGUUUAGCCAGAAACGGACGCAGUGACGGAGCUGCUGGACUCCCUCCGGUUUGGAUGAGCACUUUGUUGUGUGAAUGUAUAAAUAUGUUGAAGGACGCCACAGAGACACCGCUGGGCCUCCAGCACCAACUUCUUCUAGUCCUGGGAAGCUCACGUUCUCAGCAAAGCACACGGAAAACUUCCUACGUUUGUUCCAGGUUCUUCAGACUGCAGCCACCCGACCCGACCCGACCCGGUGCCCCGCCCCCAGGGAGUCUCUGGGCGGCGCCGGGCCUCAGCAUCAGCACCGACUCCAUCACUGUACAUCCUUCCCAGCAGCACAUCCACGCUCCGCCUGCAGAGGGCGAGCUCCAGCAGACCCAACCACGCAGGUUCUGUUGGACCUUCAAGGCCCGCAGAACCGGGCUGGGCCACUCCUCGACUUUUACUUUCCUUAUUCUAGAAAUGGACCAGAAUACGUUUCCUGGACUGAAGCAGCAAAUCCUAAAUGUGUCGUUCUGACCCGCAUGGUCCGACAGGAGAAGACGAGUCCAGCUCCAGAACCGAAGGUCCAGUUCAGCUGUCCGACUUAGCCUGUAGCUACAGAGACCAGCAGUGACCCUGACAGCUAAUAAUAAUAAUAAUAAUAAUAAUAAUAAUAAUAAUAAUAAUAAACCACAGACUCUCCAGUUGGGCCACAGAUGUAAAUCUUCACAGAAAUCUUUAUCCAUUAAUAUGUUGAAAUGAUAUUAAGGUUUUAUUUGUCAUUAUUCUACAUUUAAGUAGUUUAUGAAGGUUGAAUAUAAAGGGAAAAUUAAUUUUUUUGUUGUUUUGAACUUUAAAUAGUUUUAAUUCCCUGAUUUCAACCCUGACCUAAAUAACAGUAAAGAUCCUUUUCUGCCUAACGAGCUUUAGAUCGGCGCCGCCGCAGGUUUUAGGAAGUUAAAGCUGCAGAACGCCAUGACUGGCAGGAACCACACAUCUGCCGGGUCCGACGGACCUUCAGAACCGGGUGUGUUGGAGGAGGAGAGCUGCUGGAGCGUCAUGGCAGCAUCGCUGAUGAUGGAGCCGGCGUUACGUUCAGAACCUCCUUUACAGUCAGUAGAUACGGAUCAUGACCCGGACGAGAGGAUCCGGAUCCAAUCAGCCAAAUUUAGAGCCGCUGUGGAUUUUGUCCAGGUGAGCAGCGAACUGGGUCGACCUCUGUUUUGGACCGGGACCAGUUGAAGUAACGUCUCCUGUUGGAUGAUGCUGAGGGACAGCCGUGAGGUUUGAUGUUGUCACCCUGAUGUCAGAGGCAGGAUUUAAAUUAAUUAAUCUCCUGGACUUUUACAAGAGAACCCGGUCAGAACCAGCCACUAGAACCACAGAGACCGGUUCCGUUACGUUCUCCAUCCCAGUUACAAGACAGGGAACUUCCCUGCCGGCUGGAAAAACUCCACCUGGAGCAGCAGGUCAUUAGCUUUGCAGCAAGCACGCGGCGACAGUAGACAGGAAGAGCAGGAGGAAACCUCUGGGUCGUUAGUGAAGGGCUGAGAACCGAUGUUAAAAACUGCAUUUAGAACCGUGAUCAGAGCAGCUAACCUGGACCCUCCGUAGUCUCAGCACACCUGAACACGCAGCGUCAGGUGACUGACAGCCAAUCACACGCCGUCUUCUGCUCUGACGGGCCUGGAGGCUCAGAACGGGUCAGAACAGGUCAGAACAGGUCAGAAUAAGUCAGAACGGGUCAGAACAGGUCAGAACAGGUCAGAACGGGUCAGAAUAAGUCAGAACGGGUCAGAACGGGUCAGAACGGGUCAGGACGGGUCAGAACGGGUCCAGAUAACAAACCUGAGUAGGUGCGGGCCGAGCUGCCGGGUCCAGGCUGUGAUUUCUCAUUUCCACUGCCACAGACGCUUUAAUCUUCACGUCUCUCUGUUUAUUAGUCAUUAAAAGUCAAAGAUCACGUCCAGCUGGUCAGAGGACAGCAGAACCACAGCGGCUCCAGCUGCUGGUACCGAGCCAGGUCAGCGCGCCCCACAACCCAAACCAGUAAAAUCCAGACUGUCCCUUUAACCCGUGACCAACUCAGGCCCUCCAGAGCUCAGCAGCCGCUUUAAAACAACAGGAAGCAGAGAUCAUGGUGCGCUUUAAUCGUUUAAUCAGGUCUGGGCCGCGCUGCAAAGCUUCUCCGCCUUCAUUCCAGUUUAAAACCAGGAAAUCCGGUUCUGGAGCUUCGGGCCAGGCUGACGACACGUUUGCGAGUAAAACAGAGAAUUAUUCAGAGGAAGAGUCUCAGUGGCAGUUCUGGUCUUUGCAUGCCUUCUACAGGGAAAUGUCGAGAGUUGCCACAUUUUGUACAGUACAAUACAGCAGAGUGUGUACAUAAAUCUAUUUUUAAGACUUCACCUCUCAUAGAAAGUUUAGUCUAUGAGGAUGGGUUGAUUUCUCCUGGAUUUCUUGUAUAUUUCUUAUUCAGUUGUUUCCUUUCAGCGGUUCAUUUUCCUCUUAGGAUGGAUUUUGUAAAGCUUGUUCUUGUUUUUGUUGCUGUUUAAAGUGGGAAGGGACGGGUUCUGGUUCUGAUUCUGGGAUUAUUGUGACUGUCCUCUAGUGAUUAUUAAUAAAGAAAAACAGAAAGAAA